CAGGCUCUUGCAACUGCUAAUAAAAAAAAAAAGUGUGGUUUAGAAGGGAGCUGAGUACAUGCUGACAAGUAGUCUCACCUUAUUUCUUAGAAUGUGACACAAACACAACAUAGUUUCCCAUACAGAUGCUCUUAAAAUAACCACUGCGAUCAGCAGUACUGUAACUAUCGCAACUCAGCAAAGACAAGUGCUUAUGUCAGAGAUGUGGUCACCCAGUGUCCCUUAUAUUGGUGCACUCAAUAAUUACAAUGCUGCUGCGGUCAUGCACCGAUCAAGAUCACUUCUGUCCCUCAAAUGAGGACAUUCAAAAGCAAAUUAGGACAGUCAAAUGUGUCCCAUUUGUGAACCACAUACACACAGUACAGUGCACUAUAAAUCAGAGAUUGGUCAGUGACCACAUGCAUCACUCAAUGUGAAAGCUUUGACAGGGCAGUGGCAAGAGUGGAGACCUGAGGACGGUACGUACUGCAUUAUCAUCAUUACACAUUUUUGUUGUCCAUUACAAUUACAUUGGAUCAGGUUCAUAGUUAUUUUGUGUGGGCUACCAGCAGGUGUUUCAUUAAAUAUGGAAAUGGAAACAGAAUAUCACUAAAUCGUUCAGUGUUAGGACUUGAUAAAGUACAUAAAGAAAGCUUAAUACAAUGGAAAAACGUUUUUAUUUAUUAAAGAAUUUUAAGUGUAAUAUCUGAUAUGUUUUAGAAAUAAGAAGCAUACUGGUUACAAUAUUAAAUCUGUUUGUGUUCAGUAUUUUCCCCUCAAAUGAAAUUAUCUAUAAAAUAUCCCUAUUUUGUCAUGAUUAAAUAAGCAAAUGUAAUGAUAUAAAGGGAGUUGUUUUGUAUUUACAAUGAGUGCACAAUCAUGGUAAAAUAACAACACACACAACAAAAGGUUCAUUUAUUCAUGUAUAAUGAAUCAAAUCGAGCCUUGCCAGGCAGAUGGUCUCACCUGUUAUUCUUUACUCACAAUUUACAGGUAUUCCCCUGGUACUGCAGAAAUGUGCUUCAUCAACGAGAGCUCCCCUGAAUCAGAUAUGGAGACAUUAUACCGCUGUGCAGGGGCCCAUUAUGUGAGAUUAUACCUUGUAGGUGAGAGCAUGUACCUGCUCCUGGGCUCCCCACUUCACAUCUAUUUCAUCUGGCUGGUGGUGACACAACAUGCAACAAUUUCCAAGUUCUACGCCAUGAAUGUGGCCCUGUGCGAGCUAGUCUUCUCUUUAACUGUCGUUGUUGGGAACUCGGCUUACUUGUCUACACGUCACCAUUGCCUUCUCUAUAUGGUGUUGCCCUCCUACGCCUUCAUUUUCUCUGCCCGUCCACUCUUCCAAAGUCUCAUCUGUAUGGAGCGGUAUCUGGCAGUGGUGCAUCCUCUAAUCUAUCUAAAGUACAAGACCCUGAGACACAAGAUGACCUGUACUGCCCUGGUUGGUGUGGUUAUAGGGGGAUUUACUGCAGCAGAGAUUGUUUAUACACCCCACUUUCUGAUACGUGAGUUUGCUAUUCUGUUUGUCAUCUUGCUGUCCAUUGAUGUAUUCUGUAGUCUGUCUGUGCUAUGGGCUCUGAAACGCCCCAGCCCUGGAGAAGGUGAGGGGCAGAAGGAUUGCAUGAACGUCAUGAAGAAAAGUGCUUUCAAAACCAUCAUGGUCAUUCUGGCUAUUACUUUCUGUGACCAUAUCUUUGUCACUGUUAUGGGUCUCUGUGGAGGCUUUUCUGAAGACGAUUGGAUUUGCACAGUCGACAUAAUUAACACAUUUGUAUUUGCUCUGUGUGGAUUUGUCCAGCCUCUCUUGUACUUACAGAAAAUGAGGAAACUGCCAUGUGCAAAAGAAAGGCAUGAUGCAGAGUCUCGUGAAUUGAGCUAAAAAUGAAUAUUAUAUUGUAAAUCUGGAAAAGUCAAUUGAUUUAACACAAUCUCAAGUAAAUGAUUUGUAUUAAGUAUUUCUGGUCAAACUCAGUUAUUGUGUCUUCAAUGUUACCUUUUACAUCAUAAGAUCAUAUGGGUCUUUUUUCAAACUAUGUCUUUUUUGUUCACAACCCAGUGAGAAACCAGGCCUGGCAUGCUCUGAAGAAAACUGUAUGGUUGAAAUGCGUUGGAUAGGCAUUUUUAAUAAAAGGUUUUUUUUAUAUUUA
Messenger RNA from Alosa sapidissima (American shad), 2126 nucleotides. Its product is annotated as C-C chemokine receptor type 3-like. Gene Ontology annotation, molecular function: G protein-coupled receptor activity. Gene Ontology annotation, biological process: phospholipase C-activating G protein-coupled receptor signaling pathway; positive regulation of Rho protein signal transduction. Bases 908 to 1858 code for a protein of 316 amino acids. Lineage: Eukaryota; Metazoa; Chordata; Actinopteri; Clupeiformes; Clupeidae. The transcript is spliced from 2 exons. The record is from RefSeq and is a predicted model, not a curated record.